Messenger RNA from Drosophila teissieri, 1841 nucleotides. RefSeq lists its product as uncharacterized. The record is from RefSeq and is a predicted model, not a curated record. The coding region runs from base 316 to 708 and encodes 130 amino acids. The transcript has 2 exons. Lineage: Eukaryota; Metazoa; Arthropoda; Insecta; Diptera; Drosophilidae. Gene Ontology annotation, molecular function: nucleic acid binding; zinc ion binding.
UGCAACUGGCAGAAGAACGCUCCGCCACACGUACACAGCCACAAGAAGAGACGCGCACCGACACUUAUACACAGCAACAGGAAGAGACACAAACCGCCACACAAAUGCAACAAGAGCAGAUAGUUGGCAACAGUGACGAUCUAGACUGCCUACGGAUGUUGUUCGUUACCAAAAAAAAAGGCUGCACGCCAACCCAACACGAAUGCUAGCUUCUUUUGAGAGGCUGUGAUCUUAGCAUUUGGAGAAACAGCGUCCAAGUCAGAGCUUCGCCGAAAAUGUUUGCAACGAAAAUGGCAAAGGAACGAGCGUUUUACCAUGUAUUUCGAGGAAAAAAGAAUAAUGUCCCAAACCGUCAACAUGGACAUGGAGGAACUGCUCGAACAUCUCAUCGAGGGAAUCCCAUCAGCGAGCUUGCGUGGUCAAGCCCGCAUCCAAAGGUUCGCCAAUCCGGAGCAGAUGCUACUAGCAUUUGCCAAUGUACUCCUUCCGCAACAAGCAGGAGACUACGCACCAAAAAAGUCGAUGUCGGAGGCGGCGGAAGUCAACAGCCUGCGUUGCAGGAACUGCAACUCCAAGGGUCAUUUCGCCAAAGACUACCGCAAGCCAGCAAGAGCACCUGGAUCUUGUUUCGCUUGUGGAGAGAUGGGCCAUUUUGUUGGAGAAUGUCGUCUAAGGAAAAGCAACCACAACAGCAACGUUAACAACUAGAGUGUCUCAUAGAUUCGGGGAGUGCGAUAUCUUUCAUUAAGCAGUCAAGAAUUCCAUUUGAAGUUACAUUUCAAGCAGCAAACCAAAAUGUAUAGUUUCGGAUAGAGGCAGUUGUUUCACAUCUAACGAAUUCGCACAAUUUUUAGCAGAAACAAACAUUAAAAUUCUGAAAAUUGCAACAGGUUCUCCACAAGCAAAUGGACAAGUGGAACGCAUAAACAGGACCAUAGAGCCAAUGAUAACAAAGUUAACUAAGCCUGAAAAUGGUGUACACUGGGAUAAUGUAAUCGAACAAGUAGAACAUGCACUCAAUAACACCGUAGUAAAAUGCUCUUUGGUGUAGAGCAGAAAAGUCAAUUUAUUGAUGAACUUAGGGAGAAAUUAGAAGAAAUUAGCGACACAGUUCAGGUUGAAAGUUUAGAGGAAAUUAGAAAAAGGGCAAUGGAGAAUCAAAGUCGAGCACAGGCCUAUAACGAAACAUAUUAUGAUAAAACAAAGAAAUAGCCAAAAGAUUAUAGUAAAGGAGACUACGUAACGGUGAGAAAUUUUGACAGUACUACGGGAGUUGCUAGAAAGUUUAUACCAAAGAACAAAGGCCCAUACGUAAUUGCUAAAAUACUUCGUAAUGACAGGUUCCUGCUAAAGGAUGUUGAAGGUUUUCAAGUUUCUCGAAAUCCUUACAAGGGUAUAUGGAGUGCUCAAAACAUAAAACCUUGAAUAGGAAAAAUAACAAAUUGUUACAACAUAGAUGGUUAGUUCCUGAGAAACCAGGAUCAGGGGAUCCUUUUUGUCAGGAUGGCCGAAUUGCAGUAGACCAGAGGGUCGGUCCCACUGAGAUAUCAAUACUUAUACUACAUGAUAACGAUGUUAGACUUAUGUUAACACAAUGUUAAGCUGAUGUAUAGAAGAUUAAGAGUCAGUCUGUGCUGACAAGCGGAAUAAAAAAGAACUGCGUGAUAAUAUAAAACCCAUCCACAACAAGAAGAACGCUGUAGUCUAGUUCCUGGACUAUCAAACACCCGUUACUCAGCUACUCCAGGGCGUGGCAAAAAACUUUUUGGAAAAUCGAUAGAAAUUUACAAGACAUAAAAAAAUGAAAAAAUAUUACAUAUUUUUCAAAAGUGUGGGCGUAG